This is a messenger RNA of Mesorhabditis spiculigera, 294 nucleotides long. The record is from the annotation of a GenBank genome assembly. Lineage: Eukaryota; Metazoa; Nematoda; Chromadorea; Rhabditida; Rhabditidae.
AUGAUGCUCAUGCGCUUGUGUCCCCAGCGCCAGAUAAGACCAAGAUAUUUGGUCCAUGAUACGCAUUUGUUCGAUUGUGUUGACGGUCGCCAAGUCAUCAGCGCGCUGCGUCUUGGCUCCGAGAUUUCGCGCGAGUUGGAUUUCCAGUACAUCGUAACAAUAAUGAAGACGAUGCGUUUAAAGUCCAUUGUGCCACCAGAUCUAAAAUCCACGCACGUGUGGGCGGCCGUGUUGAAGUAUGAGGGAAGGGUGGUAACCAUCCAAUCGCCAUUCGAUUCUUGCGAGCUAUUGCGC